Papaver somniferum (opium poppy) is the source of this 1143-nucleotide messenger RNA. RefSeq lists its product as uncharacterized. The record is from RefSeq and is a predicted model, not a curated record. NCBI's taxonomy places the organism in Eukaryota, Viridiplantae, Streptophyta, Magnoliopsida, Ranunculales, Papaveraceae. Bases 167 to 895 code for a protein of 242 amino acids. The transcript has 5 exons.
UUCUGGAUCACCAUUUUUUUCUUUACUGUGGAAUAAACAAUGAACACGAAGUCAUAAUUGUCGGUCCCUCACAUCCGUGUAGCGACUUAAAACUUUGGUUGAUCUUUCAAAAUUUCAACAAAAAAAGUAAAAUUGCAGCAAAAGAAUAUCUCUUUCUAUCUUGGUAAUGGCGGAAUCCUCUUCUUCUGCUCUCUGUUUCUCCACUUUCCCAUCUUUCUCAACUCUAUCUCACCGAUUCUUUCCCGCCAGAAAACUAUCAUUUGGUUCCUGCGCCCCAUCGUCGUCGUCUCUUUGUCUUCAACCAUCAUCAUCUCGUUGGUCUAUUCAGUGUAGUGCUAAGGAUUCUGAUGAUCCUUUUGGUUUUUAUCCAUGGGAAUCUUCUUUGCCUGAUGGAGACAACAGCUCUAUUCAAUGGGUAUCCGAGGAUAGAGUCACACUUUUUACUACAGACGGGCUCGUUCAAGUAGGAGGCUCUUUAAUUCCUAAACGUGUCUCUUCUUCAGAUAAGAAGCAAGGGAGAUCCAAGGCUUUUCAUAAAAUCGAACGCUUUCAGGAGAGUGAUUACAUGGACCCAAAUCAAGGACUUUGUCUUGGUGCACUCUUUGAUAUUGCAGCAACAAACGGACUUGAUAUGGGCAGAAGACUAUGCAUAUUUGGUUUUUGUCGCUCCAUUGAGAUGCUAAGUGACGUUGUAGAAGAAACAGUUUUGGAAAUUGGUGGAGAGAUCGUGGCUACAGAGAAAGCAAGCAAUGGCUGCUUACAGGAGAAGUUAAAAAUGACAGUGGCAGUGCCGCUACUGUGGGGUGUUCCCCCGGCUUCUGAACCGCUUCACCUUGCAGUGAGAACUGGUGGUGGGAUCAUUGAGAAGGUUUAUUGGCAAUGGAAUUUUUUGUAAAUAAAAAUUGUGCAUCAGUCACCGCCAACAGAAACAUUUCUCAGAAAACCAAUUUGUGCAUUCUGUAAAUAAAAAUUGUUGUAUUUCUGUGUAUAACCCCAAAUGUUGUAUUUAGCAUUAUCAGAGGGGCAUUGUCUGUAAAAAAAUCAAUGAAAUCUGUCCUGGCUUCCUGACCUUCUCUUGGGAUGUCCUAUCUUCAAGUACUGCUAAUUUGAAAACCCCCAAGCUAAUAAUCUGGUUUCACGGUU